Molecule: messenger RNA, 3904 nt
Organism: Python bivittatus (Burmese python)
Lineage: Eukaryota; Metazoa; Chordata; Lepidosauria; Squamata; Pythonidae
Source: RefSeq, a predicted model, not a curated record
UGAAGAUGUCUGCAAACGAGGUUUCACAGUCAUCAUUGAUAUGAGAGGGUCUAAGUGGGACCUGAUCAAACCUCUCUUGAAGACUCUUCAGGAGGCCUUUCCUGCAGAAAUUCAUGUUGCCCUGAUAAUCAAACCUGAUAACUUUUGGCAGAAGCAGAAGACAAAUUUUGGAAGUUCAAAAUUUAUCUUUGAGACAAGCAUGGUCUCUGUUGAAGGAUUAGCAAAACUGGUUGAUCCCUCCCAACUAACAGAAGAGUUUGAAGGAUCUUUGGAUUACAAUCAUGAUGAAUGGAUAGAGUUGAGAGUUUCCUUGGAAGAAUUUUUCAAUAGUGCCAUCCAUUUAUUAUCCAGACUAGAGGACCUUCAGGAAAUGCUGGCUAGGAAGGAAUUUCCAGUGGAUGUGGAGGGUUCAAGAAGAUUAAUAGAUGAACACACACAGCUCAAGAAGAAAGUAAUUAAAGCUCCGGUGGAAGAAUUGGACCGUGAAGGUCAACGACUAUUACAAUGCAUAAGAUGCAGUGAUGGUUUCUCUGGUAGGAACUGCAUUCCUGGCAGUGCAGAUUUCCAAAGUCUUGUGCCAAAGAUUACCAGUCUUUUAGAUAAGCUGCAUUCAACCCGACAGCACUUGCAUCAGAUGUGGCAUGUUCGUAAACUGAAACUAGAUCAGUGCUUUCAGCUUCGACUUUUUGAACAAGAUGCAGAAAAGAUGUUUGACUGGAUCAGCCAUAACAAAGAAUUGUUCCUGCAGAGUCACACUGAAAUUGGAGUGAGCUACCAACAUGCCCUUGAUUUGCAGACACAACAUAACCACUUUGCUAUGAAUUCCAUGAAUGCCUAUGUGAACAUAAAUCGCAUCAUGUCAGUUGCAUCCAGGCUUUCGGAAGCUGGCCAUUAUGCAUCUCAACAAAUUAAACAGAUCUCCACCCAGCUAGAUCAAGAGUGGAAGAGUUUUGCUGCGGCACUGGAUGAGCGUAGCACUAUACUAGCCAUGUCUGCUGUGUUUCACCAGAAGGCUGAACAGUUUCUGUCUGGUGUAGAUGCCUGGUGCAAAAUGUGCAGUGAAGGAGGUCUCCCAUCAGAAAUGCAAAACCUGGAAUUGGCCAUCCAUCAUCAUCAGUCACUUUAUGAACAGGUCACUCAGGCUUACACUGAGGUAAGCCAGGAUGGAAAGGCUUUGCUGGAUGUCCUGCAACGUCCCUUGAGUCCUGGUAACUCAGAAUCCCUCACCGCUACAGCAAAUUAUUCCAAGGCUGUUCACCAAGUUUUGGAUGUGGUCCAUGAAGUCUUACAUCACCAGCGGCGCUUGGAGAGCAUCUGGCAACACAGGAAGGUUCGGUUACAUCAGCGGCUUCAACUUUGUGUUUUCCAGCAAGAUGUUCAGCAGGUCCUGGACUGGAUUGAAAACCAUGGAGAGGCCUUUCUUAGUAAACACACUGGAGUGGGGAAGUCUCUUCACAGAGCACGAGCUCUUCAAAAAAGGCAUGAUGAUUUUGAAGAAGUAGCACAGAAUACCUAUACUAAUGCAGACAAGCUACUGGAAGCUGCAGAGCAACUGGCUCAGACUGGGGAGUGUGAUCCUGAAGAGAUCUACAAAGCAGCACGGCAUCUGGAAGUGCGGAUUCAGGACUUUGUUAGAAGAGUAGAGCAGAGGAAGCUUCUUUUGGACAUGUCUGUCUCCUUCCACACUCAUACCAAAGAGCUGUGGACAUGGAUGGAAGACCUGCAGAAGGAGCUCUUGGAAGAUGUCUGUGCUGACUCUGUGGAUGCUGUUCAGGAACUCAUAAAGCAGUUCCAGCAGCAGCAAACAGCUACUCUCGAUGCUACUCUUAAUGUCAUCAAAGAAGGUGAAGAUCUAAUCCAGCAGCUCAGGUGAGUUCCAUGGGCACAGCAGGACACAUCUUAGAAUUCCAUAGAUUCAGCUGUCUCUAACAAUAAAACACCACAUAAUAGUUCCAUCAGCCACAUUGAAUCUGUCCUCCAACAGCUUGAUGAAGCUCAGGUACAGAUGGAAGAGCUCUUCCAUGAGAGAAAAAUUAAGCUGGAUAUCUUUCUUCAGCUCCGGAUUUUUGAACAGUACACCAUUGAGGUGACAGCUGAAUUAGAUGCCUGGAAUGAGGAUUUGCUACGCCAAAUGAAUGAUUUCAACACCGAGGAUCUAACUUUGGCUGAACAACGUCUGCAGCGGCAUACAGAGAGGAAGCUGGCUAUGAACAAUAUGACCUUUGAGGUCAUUCAGCAAGGACAAGAUUUGCACCAGUACAUCAUGGAAGUGCAAGCUUCAGGCAUUGAACUGAUCUGUGAAAAGGACAUCGAUCUAGCAAUCCAAGUGCAAGAGCUGCUGGAAUUUCUUCAUGAGAAACAGCACGAGUUGGAGCUCAACGCUGAUCAGACGCACAAGCGGCUAGAGCAGUGCCUUCAGCUUCGGCACCUGCAGGCAGAGGUUAAGCAGGUCCUUGGCUGGAUCCGUAAUGGAGAAUCAAUGCUCAAUGCCAGUCUUGUCAAUGCAAGUUCCUUGUCAGAAGCUGAGCAGCUCCAGAGAGAGCAUGAGCAGUUUCAGCUGGCCAUAGAGAAGACACACCAGAGUGCCCUCCAAGUGCAGCAGAAGGCAGAGGUCUUACUGCAGGCUGGGCACUAUGAUGCCGACGCCAUCCGGGAAUGUGCAGAAAAGGUGGCCUUGCACUGGCAGCAACUCAUGCUAAAGAUGGAGGACCGGCUGAAACUGGUUAAUGCCUCUGUUGCUUUCUAUAAAACGUCAGAGCAGGUUUGCAGUGUGCUGGAGAGUUUGGAGCAGGAAUAUCGAAGAGAUGAAGACUGGUGUGGAGGUCGGGAUAAGCUGGGGCCAGCAUCUGAAAUAGAUCAUGUUAUCCCCUUAAUCAGCAAACAUCUGGAACAGAAGGAAGCCUUUCUCAAGGCCUGCACACUAGCACGAAGGAAUGCAGAAGUGUUUCUCAAGUACAUUCAUCGAAACAACGUCAGCAUGCCAGGAGUAGUGAGCCAUACCAGGGGACCUGAACAGCAAGUGAAAGCCAUUCUGAGUGAGCUGCUGCAAAGGGAAAAUCGUGUUCUUCACUUCUGGACUUUGAAGAAAAGGCGACUGGAUCAGUGCCAGCAGUAUGUAGUCUUUGAGCGCAGUGCAAAGCAGGCCUUGGAUUGGAUUCAGGAAACAGGAGAAUAUUAUCUCUCUACUCACAACUCCACUGGAGAAUCAGCAGAUGAAACACAGGAACUUUUGAAAGAAUAUGGAGAAUUCAAAGUACCUGCCAAGCAAACCAAGGAGAAAGUGAAGCUUCUCAUUCAGCUGGCUGAUAGUUUUGUAGAGAAAGGACAUACACAUGCCACCGAAAUUAGGAAGUGGGUUACCACUGUUGACAAGUGCUAUCGGGAUUUUUCACUGAGAAUGGGAAAGUACCGCUACACUUUGGAAAAAGCUCUUGGGAUCAAUACAGAGGAUAAUAAAGACCUGGAGUUGGACAUCAUUCCAGCAAGUCUGUCGGAUCGUGAAGUGAGGCUACGUGAUGCCAGUCAUGAAGCCAAUGAAGAAAAGAGAAAGUCAGCCAGAAAAAAAGAGUUCAUCAUGGCUGAAUUGCUUCAGACCGAGAAGGCCUAUGUCAGGGACUUGCAUGAAUGUUUAGAGACCUACCUUUGGGAAAUGACAAGUGGAGUAGAGGAGAUACCUCCGGGGAUUCUGAACAAGGAGCACAUAAUAUUUGGGAACAUCCAGGAGAUAUAUGACUUUCAUAAUAAUAUUUUUCUAAAAGAACUGGAAAAAUACGAACAACUCCCUGAAGAUGUUGGUCACUGUUUUGUCACCUGGGCGGAUAAGUUUCAGAUGUAUGUUACCUACUGUAAAAACAAACCUGACUCCAGCCAAUUGAUCCUAGAGCAUGCAGGAACAUUCUUUGAA